Molecule: messenger RNA, 950 nt
Organism: Xylona heveae TC161
Lineage: Eukaryota; Fungi; Ascomycota; Xylonomycetes; Xylonales; Xylonaceae
Exons: 1
Coding region: 91-861 (256 amino acids)
Molecular function (GO): acyltransferase activity, transferring groups other than amino-acyl groups
Source: RefSeq, a predicted model, not a curated record
CAAUAAACCUAAAUUAUCUUCCGUUCUAGACUAUAAUAACGCUCUGGUCGAUAAACUUUUGAUCUUGUCUUGGCGGAAAAUCAUUUCAGCAUGGUCGAGAAGCUUCCUUCAUUGAAGCUUCAACUGCAAGGACCCCUGUCGAACCUGCGGGAUGGCUAUAUCCCACACCUACCGUCGUCGCAACAGGCAACGCACAUCAAUCGAAUAUUCCUUGACGGGCCCGAAGUCCGCGAGGAAGUUUUUGUCAAGGAACAAGGCGUGCCGCAGCGAUAUGUCUCUGAUGCAGAUGAUGCCCGGUGCUGUCACUGGGUGGCCUACGCCACGAGAGAAGCUGAAGAAGAUGGGCGUGCCAUUAUUCCCAUUGGGACAGUUCGUCUCUUGCCGUUUCCUCAUCUCCCACACCCUCUGCCAGGUGCAAAGUACCCAGAAAUAGAUUGCGAGGGCAAUUUUCUCCCUUCACCGCCCGAAGUGCCUGUUAGCGUUGCCGACCGAGCAACCACUCUGCAUGAUGGCGUAGAGCCGUACAUCAAGCUCGGUCGAUUGGCAGUGCGCCAGGAGUUUCGAGGAAAAGGCGUUGCCCGGGCAUUGGUAGUAGCAGCUCUCGAAUGGGCCCGUCAGCAUCCAUCUUUUUUCAAUUCAUUGGUAACUAAAGCCCUGUCGAAAGAUCCUUCUCCGCAAAAUGGAGAAAACAAUCAAGCCGAGAAUUUUGCGUGGCGAGGGCUCGUAUAUGUGCAUGCACAAUCCAAAGUAAUUCCAGCGUGGACAUCGUACGGUUUCACCAUUGAUGAAGGCAUGGGCACGUGGCAUGAAGUAAAUAUUCCCCAUGUCGGCAUGGUUUUUCGACUCGAACUUGAAGGGUAGAUCUUCCUGUGUUUGGGGUAAACACGAAUAUGAUUCAAUUAUUGUACCUAUAUUUUAUUAUUAUUGCAGACAGAGGCACCCGUUGUAAU